Messenger RNA from Toxotes jaculatrix (banded archerfish), 811 nucleotides. RefSeq names its product protein NATD1-like. Lineage: Eukaryota; Metazoa; Chordata; Actinopteri; Toxotidae. The transcript has 3 exons. The record is from RefSeq and is a predicted model, not a curated record. Bases 49 to 438 code for a protein of 129 amino acids.
GAACUGCAGUACAUGCUACUCAGUGUUACUUUGUCCUUUCAUGUAUAAAUGGCCUUUAAAAUGUUUUCCAGACUCACCGCAGUAACUUUCCGACUUAAGUCCUUUCCGUCCGCCUUCAGCACUCUAAGCUCCAGCUGCAGGGUGAAGGUGGAACAUGACCGACUGAACCAGCGCUUCACGGUCACACCGGGCAGCGGGGCCGGGGCCCAUGAUUGUGCGGUGCUGACCUACAGAUUCACCGGGGAGAAGGAGGUGAAUUUAAUGUCGACCUACGUGCCAGAGACGUUCAGGGGUCAAGGUGUUGCUGCAGUGCUGUCACAGGCUGCCAUGGACUUUCUGGUGGAAGAAAAUCUCAAGGCUCGUGUCUCCUGCUGGUACAUAAAGAAAUACAUUGAGGACCAUCCACACCAGCCUUUUAAAGACCUUGUCGUCACUUGACAGCAGCUUAUUUGUCACUGUGGCCUGAGCUGAUUCCUCAGAUCAACUACAACCUCAAAUACCUCACUGUACAGCACUACAGAGGCCAAAGGGAGAGUGAAAAGCAAACUAUACUUGAUCUUUACAGUCUGAAAGUUGUGGUUAUGAAUAAUGAUUGUCUAUUUUAAGUGGGUUUAAAUAAUUCAUAUUAUUUUUAAACAAUCAUAAAUGUAAUAUUAGUAAAGUGACUCAAAAUCUCCUGAAAGAAUUCAGGGUUUUAAGAUGAAGCUGCAGCACAAUUGAUUUUAUUUCUGUCUACUUUAGUUGAUCUGAAAUUAGCGUAUUUUGUGGUUGGAAUAUUUAGCCAAAGUAUAAUUUUAUGUGAUUGUUGACA